Mytilus californianus (California mussel) is the source of this 810-nucleotide messenger RNA. RefSeq lists its product as uncharacterized. NCBI's taxonomy places the organism in Eukaryota, Metazoa, Mollusca, Bivalvia, Mytilida, Mytilidae. The record is from RefSeq and is a predicted model, not a curated record. Bases 214 to 810 code for a protein of 198 amino acids. The transcript is spliced from 3 exons.
GGCCAGAUGAUGUGUGUUACAACGUUAACUUUAAAACAUUAGAUUACUCAGUCAAAGUAAUAACAAAAACAUCAUAGACAAAUAUCAUCAAUAUAGAGAGGAUAGAACCUAACCAUGCUAACCUAGACAGUUAUACAGAAUGGACUUUUUCAUUAGGAAAAAAAAGUAGAUUUGACAAGUGAAUUUAUAUCAACAACAAAAAAUUUGGUAGCAAUGCACAUCAAAACAGAACAACACCAUUCAGAAGGAAUUUUAGAAGAUGUUGUAACCAUGGAAACUCAUACAGAUUUAAAUAAACAUGAGAUGAAUCUUGCACUCAAUCAGGAUGUAAAAUUACAUGUAGAGUAUAACUGUCCUAAAUAUGACAACCAUGUUACCAUUAAAACAGAACCUCGGUCUCCUAACUCAGUAAAUAUGGGAUAUCUGAUGGCUGAUACUGAUGAAAAUUUGACUGUAAAAAGUGAAAAUCAAUUUAUAGACAUGUUAGAAGAUGAUGGACAUAGGGUAGUAAAAAUAGAAAGUUCCUUGCCUGACUUUGACAAGAUAGAGAUGUUGAAAAAGGAACCAGAUUCUUCAGAAUAUAUAACAGAUACUGAAGUAUUAAAGCUACCUUCAGCAGUUUUCCAACAAACAGCUAACAUGAUGCAUAUUCAACAUUCUACAGAGCCACUAGGAACCAGUACAAAUACUUUGUCACUAUAUAAACCUGGAUCAGGGAAACAGGACAACAGACAUGUAGAAACUGGUAACGGAAUGCCUUCCCUGCCAAUAACAGACACACCUGUACCAGAAAACAACAAUGCCUGCUGA